This is a messenger RNA of Delphinapterus leucas (beluga whale), 8572 nucleotides long. The record is from RefSeq and is a predicted model, not a curated record. NCBI's taxonomy places the organism in Eukaryota, Metazoa, Chordata, Mammalia, Artiodactyla, Monodontidae.
GCGGUGGCGGUGGCAACGGCAGCUUGCAGCCUCUCUGGAGAGACGGAGGCUGGGCUGGGUUUACAGUCCAAAGUUUUCCCACCAGGAUUUGCCCACCCCACCUCCUCUCUGGAUACGUCCUCGCCUUGUCCUCUUUGCCACGACGCCUGCAGGUGGUGGGACAGAAAACAUCGAGGCAUAAGAUGAAGCUGUGACAGCUUUCUGAAAGGAGAGUAUUAUCGUCCCAUCUUUUACAGAUGGGGAAGCUGAGACCUAGAGGGGUAACUUUUUCAAGAUUGCAUAGAAGAGUCAGGAUUUGAAUAUAGUUCUUCUGACUGUUUGAAAGCACAAUGGCAGGAAACAGCCUUGUUCUACCCAUCGUUCUUUGGGGUCGCAAAGCACCAACCCACUGCAUCUCAGCAGUACUUUUAACAGAUGAUGGGGCCACGAUCGUGACUGGAUGCCAUGAUGGGCAAAUAUGUCUCUGGGAUCUUUCAGUAGACUUGGAAGUUAAUCCUCGAGCACUGUUAUUUGGUCACACAGCUUCAAUCACCUGUUUAUCUAAAGCUUGUGCUUCUAGUGACAAACAGUAUAUUGUGAGCGCAUCCGAGAGUGGAGAGAUGUGCCUCUGGGACGUGAACGACGGCAGAUGUAUUGAAUUUACAAAAUUAGCUUGCACACAUACUGGCAUACAGUUCUACCAGUUCUCUGUUGGAAAUCAGAGAGAAGGAAGGCUUCUGUGCCAUGGCCAUUAUCCCGAAAUCCUCGUGGUGGAUGCCACCAGCCUUGAGGUGUUGUACUCCUUAGUAUCAAAGAUCUCUCCAGAUUGGAUUAGCUCCAUGAGUAUUAUUCGAUCCCAUCGAACACAAGAGGACACUGUGGUGGCGCUCUCAGUGACGGGCAUCUUGAAGGUGUGGAUUGUUACCUCGGAAAUAAGUGGCCUGCAGGAUACUGAGCCAAUAUUUGAAGAGGAGUCCAAACCAAUUUAUUGUCAGAAUUGCCAAAGCAUCUCUUUUUGUGCAUUCACACAGAGGUCGCUUCUGGUUGUGUGCUCCAAGUAUUGGAGGGUAUUUGAUGCUGGGGACUACUCCCUGUUGUGCUCAGGUCCGAGUGAAAAUGGACAGACGUGGACUGGAGGUGACUUUGUCUCGGCAGAUAAAGUCAUCAUUUGGGCUGAAAAUGGGCAAAGUUUUAUUUACAAACUACCUGCCAGUUGCCUUCCAGCUAGUGAUUCAUUCCGCAGUGAUGUGGGGAAAGCAGUUGAAAAUUUAGUUCCUCCGGUACAACAUAGCCUCUUGGAUCGAACAGAUAAAGAGUUGCUAAUUUGUCCUCCUGUUACUCGGUUCUUCUAUGGAUGUAAGGAAUACUUCCACAAACUAUUGAUUCAGGGUGAUUCUUCUGGAAGAUUGAAUAUUUGGAACAUAUCAGACACACCUGAUAAACAGGAAGAGCUGGAAAUGACAACUUCUGUUAGUUUGCAAGAGGCAUUUGAUAAACUGAAUCCUUGUCCUGCCGGAAUUAUAGAUCAGCUGAGUGUCAUUCCCAAUAGUAAUGAACCUCUGAAGGUGACCGCAAGUGUGUACAUACCAGCCCACGGGCGACUCGUUUGUGGCCGUGAAGAUGGAAGCAUCGUUAUUGUACCUGCCACGCAGACAGCCAUAGUGCAACUGCUGCAAGGGGAGCACAUGCUCCGCAGAGGUUGGCCACCUCACAGGACACUCCGUGGUCAUCGGAACAAAGUCACGUGUUUGUUGUAUCCGCAUCAGGUCUCAGCUCGUUAUGAUCAAAGGUAUCUGAUAUCUGGAGGCGUGGAUUUUUCGGUCAUAAUUUGGGACAUUUUUUCUGGAGAAAUGAAACACAUCUUCUGUGUCCAUGGUGGCGAGAUUACUCAGCUUCUGGUUCCACCUGAAAACUGCAGUGCAAGAGUGCAGCACUGCAUCUGCUCUGUAGCCAGUGACCACUCGGUAGGACUUCUAAGUUUGCGAGAGAAAAAAUGCAUUAUGCUGGCAUCUCGUCAUCUUUUCCCCAUUCAAGUAAUCAAGUGGAGGCCUUCUGACGAUUACCUAGUAGUGGGAUGUUCAGACGGCUCCGUGUAUGUCUGGCAAAUGGAUACCGGUGCACUGGACCGGUGUGUGAUGGGGAUCACAGCAGUAGAGAUACUGAAUGCUUGUGAUGAAGCAGCUCCCGCUGCCGUUGACUCACUUAGUCACCCAGCAGUCAACUUAAAACAAGCUAUGACACGACGCAGUCUUGCUGCUCUUAAAAACAUGGCCCAUCAUAAGCUACAAACUCUUGCAACUAACCUCUUGGCUUCUGAGGCAUCUGACAAAGGAAAUUUACCUAAAUAUUCUCAUAACUCCCUGAUGGUUCAAGCAAUAAAGACAAACCUAACAGACCCGGACAUACAUGUGCUUUUCUUUGAUGUGGAAGCGUUGAUUAUUCAACUCCUGACUGAAGAAGCCUCUAGGCCGAAUACUGCGCUUAUUUCCCCAGAGAAUCUGCAAAAAGCAGCUGGCGGUUCAGACAAAGGGGGCUCUUUUUUAACUGGAAAACGAGCAGCAGUUCUCUUCCAACAAGUGAAAGAAACUAUCAAAGAGAACAUAAAGGAACAUCUCCUUGAUGAUGAAGAGGAGGAUGAGGAGAUAAUGAGACAGAGGCGGGAAGAAAGUGAUCCCGAAUAUCGGGCCAGCAAAUCUAAGCCACUGACCCUGUUAGAAUAUAAUCUGACUAUGGACACAGCAAAAUUGUUCAUGUCCUGCCUUCAUGCCUGGGGUUUGAAUGAUGUUCUGGAUGAAGUCUGUCUUGAUCGCCUUGGAAUGCUGAAACCCCACUGCACAGUAUCGUUCGGCCUCUUAUCGAGAGGGGGUCAUAUGUCACUGAUGCUUCCUGGUUAUAAUCAGGCUGCUUGUAAACUAUCACAUGGGAAAGCAGAAGUAGGAAGGAAGCUGCUGGCGACGGAGGGAGUAGGAAAGGGAACUUACGGAGUGUCCCGGGCCGUCACCACACAACAUCUCCUGUCUAUCAUAUCUUUGGCAAAUACCUUAAUGAGUAUGACCAAUGCAACUUUUAUUGGUGAUCAUAUGAAGAAGGGCCCUACCAGGCCACCUAGACCAGGCACCCCAGACCUUUCUAAGGCAAGGGGUUCUCCUCCAACUUCCAGUAAUAUUGUGCAAGGACAGAUUAAACAAGUUGCUGCACCUGUCGUUUCUGCUCGGUCUGAUGCUGAUCACUCUGGCUCUGACCCUGCUUCUACUCCUGCUUUACAUACCUGUUUCUUAGUAAAUGAAGGAUGGAGUCAGUUGGCUGCUAUGCAUUGUGUUAUGCUGCCAGACCUGCUGGGAUUGGACAGAUUUAGGCCCCCACUUCUAGAGAUGCUGGCUCGGAGAUGGCAAGAUCGAUGCUUGGAGGUCAGAGAAGCCGCACAGGCCCUGCUUCUAGCAGAACUGAGAAGAAUUGAGCAGGCGGGACGGAAGGAGGCCAUUGAUACCUGGGCUCCUUACUUACCUCAGUACAUGGACCACGUCAUGUCACCUGGGGUCUCAGCAGAAGCCAUGCAGACUAUUACCACUGCUCCUGAUGCCUCAGGGCCAGAAGCCAAAGUCCAAGAGGAAGAGCACGACCUUGUGGAUGAUGACAUCACCACUGGUUGCUUAUCAAGUGUCCCACAAAUGAAAAAAAUUUCCACAUCUUAUGAGGAAAGACGAAAGCAAGCUACUGCUAUUGUUUUACUAGGAGUAAUAGGAGCUGAAUUUGGUGCAGAAAUUGAACCUCCUAAACUGCUGACCAGACCUCGAAGCUCUAGUCAAAUUCCUGAGGGAUUUGGUUUGACUAGUGGUGGAUCCAACUACUCACUGGCCAGACAUACUUGUAAGGCACUGACAUUUCUUCUGCUGCAGCCACCAAGCCCCAAACUUCCUCCACACAGUACGAUCCGAAGAACAGCCAUUGAUCUGAUUGGACGUGGUUUCACAGUUUGGGAGCCUUACAUGGAUGUGUCUGCUGUCCUGAUGGGGCUUCUUGAACUUUGUGCUGAUGCCGAGAAACAACUUGCCAACAUCACAAUGGGGCUGCCUCUGAGCCCUGCAGCUGACUCUGCCCGCUCCUCGAGGCAUGCCCUGUCUCUCAUUGCCACGGCCAGACCACCCGCCUUCAUCACGACUAUAGCCAAAGAGGUGCACAGACAUACUGCUCUUGCAGCAAAUACCCAAUCCCAGCAGAAUAUGCACACCACAACUCUUGCCCGAGCUAAAGGGGAAAUUCUGAGAGUCAUUGAAAUUCUUAUUGAAAAGAUGCCCACGGAUGUCGUGGAUCUUCUCGUGGAGGUUAUGGACAUCAUUAUGUACUGCCUUGAAGGAUCUUUAGUUAAAAAGAAAGGUCUUCAGGAAUGUUUCCCAGCCAUCUGCAGGUUCUACAUGGUCAGCUAUUAUGAGCGGAAUCACAGAAUAGCAGUUGGAGCUCGCCAUGGUUCAGUGGCCCUGUACGAUAUCCGGACUGGAAAGUGUCAGACAAUCCAUGGUCACAAGGGACCCAUCACUGCCGUGGCCUUUGCUCCUGAUGGACGAUAUCUUGCCACCUACUCAAACACAGACAGCCACAUUUCCUUCUGGCAGGCUCCUGCUGUUGCCUCCGGGCUUCGCCAAGUGCAGUUAACCCUGCGCAUCUGUCCACGCGGCUCUGCCCAGCUCCUUUCCUUCGUCUGCACUCUCUUCUCCAGGGGCACCUUGUGUUACUUGCAGGGGUGGGUGUUCAGCAGACAGAGCACCCAAGCAACUCAGGCAACACCCAGGUCUUUCUUGCCUCUAAACCCAAUGUCAGAAUUUAAAAUGUGGCCCAUUUCUUCCCUGCUUAAAUUAUACCCAGCUUGGUCUUCAAAUUUAAGUGGAAGACACAGAAAUAUCAUUUCAACUUUCUCAAGAAAAUACAAUAAAACCUCUUCCAGAAGUGUAGUGGGUUUUUAUUUGAAUUAAAGGGAGUCCAAAAAGCAGUGUUAGAUCUACCGUGGCUCUCCCCAAAUGGGCUUGGCUGAUUUAUUUAUAUACAUAUUGUUUAGGUCUAAUGAUGUAUGAUAAUACUUUUAUAUGAUUCCAGUAAAUGUACUGCAAUAUAUUUUGAAAACUUAAUGAAGCCUUAUUAUAUAGAGAGCCUUACGAAAGCCAUCAGCUAUUAAAAUCUUUGCUGAGAAAUGAGUGUUAAUGAGAAUUACUGGUUGGAUAAUUACUCAAGUGAGAUUUAGUAAAAGGUUUGGGUGCAACAUCACUUGCACUGAGAAUAGCAUUAAAACACUUCCUGUUUUGAUGAAUUACAUCUGUAUGUAUGUCUGUGUGUUCAGAAAAUAAUCUUCUCAGAACUGGUCUUGUGAAGCAUUAUUUUUAAAGGGAAGGAAAAAGCCAUGGUGGCCGUUAGUUCGUUUACACACUCAGCCGCUAAAUGAUGUAAUUUGGCAAUCUCUCAAGCCCUUUGAUUCUCCAACAACAUAUUCCUACUAUUUGAAUGUUUCACUUCAGUGUAUCCAUUGGUAUUUGAGCCAGGAGAGUUUAGAAAUGAAAUACAACCAUCAUUCUCUCACCUGAAUUUUACCACCACCCUCCAGCAAUUAAGUAUCCUCUUCCAGGAAUGCUAAUAAUAAAUUAGAUGGAUAUUGGUUUCAUUUAGUUUUCUUUAUUCCAUCAUACAAUAGAAUACUACUCAGCCAUUUUAAAAGGAUGAUGUAAAUCUAUAGUCGUUAACGUGAAAAGAUUGCCCUCAACGUUCUGUUGAACGAAAAAAGCGGAGUGUGCAACUGCCUUUUAAUAUGAGCCUGUUUAUGUAAAACUCCUUAAACCUGCUUCUCCUUAUGUGGAUAUAGGCUUGGAGAUCUGGGAAGAGGUUUACCAAAAGGUUAGUGAUUGUCUCUGGGAAAUGAUAUUUCAGAGGAUUUUUGCUUUCUUUUUUAUACUUCUCUUUAUCAUUUGAAUUUUCCACGAUGAGUAUUUAUUAUCUUGGUAGUGAAGAAAAAAGCUAAUGUGACCAAAUAUCAUAAUUCCAUGUAUUUUUCAUUCAUGCAGGACUCAGAUUGCCUUUACUUAUGCCAGUAAAUUUGUAGCCAGUCUCUGAUCAAAUAUGAAUAUCGAAUAACAAAAUGGCUAGUUGUUUUGGUGAGAGUUCUUCGAUGGAGCUUACUGGAAAAAUCAAAACCCACCCUUACUGGUCUUACAGAUUUAUCUCUUAUUUGAAGAGAUCAUAGGAAAAGGAUGGUCUGAGGAACAACAAAUUAUACUUAACAUGAGAGUCUUUGUCUUUCCAUCUGUUUUCUACCAUAAUCGUUAUGUACUGUGUAGAAUUUCACAUAGCCCUGUUCUGAGGCAGGAAGGCUGUUUGACCCUAACAAAACAUUUAUCAGUCAUUUGACGGAUGAUUCAACUUGCAAGGAGAGCCCAGCUAUAAUAAUGGAACUUUUUGGGAAAUCUUUCCGCCUGUCACAUUCCAAUAAGAUGUUCUCUCCCUGCCCACUUGAGCCUUCAGCCCACUUCUUGUACGUGGCUAAAUUUGAAGGAAGGACUUAAAAAUAAGGAUGUGUCUGAGCCUAUCGGAUGCCCCUAGCUUUUUGAGCCACCAGCAGAAAUCAAGCUUCAUACACAUUUUCAUAGAAAAUCCAUAAAGAAUGAAAAAUACUUUGUAGUUAUUUAUCAACUGAGAAAUUAGAUUUUUAAAAAGCACAGUGUGCCUGUUGAUGCCAGUUCAUUUUAACCGGCAAUUUUCUGCAUCAUUUGGAUCUGCUCUGUAAGAGGACUAAAUAAUGAUGUACUGUUACUCUUUGUACAAGUGAGAACUAGCAAAUCAAGCUCGCCAUCAUUAUUUAUAUUUAAGCUAUUUGGGAACCUCCAGAAAGCAAUAAGGCCCUGAUUUUUAUCUUUUAUGGAGUUUUUGGAAAAAGGAGGGAAGGACGCAAGGAAAGAGGUUCUUAGAGGAUGACGGUAAGGUACUGCCUGGCUUUACAUGUUAACUGCACUUUAACAGAAAGAGUUAAUGAUAAUCAUACAUUUGGUUUUAAAAUGUGACCUCGUACACUAGUGAUUUUUUUUCACCUCUGUGUUGUGUUCGGCACUAUUAUUAAUGCAGGAAAAUCAGUAACAUUAGUCAUCUUAAAAGGGUUAUUACUCAAGAUGAUUUAAAUUGUGAAAAUGUCAGUGGAGCCUGCACGUGUCCUGCCAGAGAUGCCAUGAUUUACACCCCCUGACACCAUCCUGCUUCUGAGAAGGGCCAGGAAAGGAAUGGCUUAAAUAUUUCGCACUGAUCCAAAUGCAGAGCAUGAUAUCAGCAAUAACACACCUUAAAUGUCCUAGGACGUGCCAAGGUUUCCUGUGUCAACCGUGUGUACACAUUGGAGCAUAAUCUGCAUGCUUGAAGCAAGUCCCUAGAAUCACGUACAUUCAGGUGGAGGUACUGCUGGAGAGAAGAAUUGGACAUGAAAAUUAGUGCAAAGAAAAAUAUUAUUUCCAAGCCCUCUUUCCUGAUGGUCAGUGUGCUUGCCACGUGAUUUGUAAUAGCACAAAAGAUGAAUAUUGAAAAAAUGUUAAGUAAUAUUUAGAAUCUAAAGGAUUCUUCAGACUCAGUCGCUCAGAUGACAGUUCACUUAGAUAACGGCCAUUCAGCAUUUAGCACUUCGACAUGAAUGCAUAGUUGUUCAUGAGCCAUAAUUUCCAUGUUAUUUUCCAUUUACGUGAACGAAUUAAGAGAACUUAAGACUCAAGUCAAAGCCAGAAAGGCUGCCCAAAAAGCAGAAAUCACUAGCCGAUUAAAACCUCCUGCCAAUAAAGUGUCAAGAGUGUGCUCUCUUUAGCGUGGCCGCAGAACAGUGGGCCACACAUGCAGGGUUGAGAGGCCGUUGAUUCUUGCUUUUUCCUUCAAAAUAAGCUAGAGCUUUCCAGAGUUUGGAGUUUUUAAAAAGCAGGUGAGGAGGGAAGGUGUGGUAGGUGGACUGGAGAAGGGGGGUAAGUUUUGAGCUUUGAUCUGGUCACCUAUUACUCUGUCUACUGCUUAACUUUGCUUCAUUUUCUCAAACUAAUUCUAAGUCCCCAGACUUGCCUUUGGGGGCUCAUUCUUCAGGGGAUGCAGUGAGCACCAUUACUAAAGAACAGAGAAGUCUGCCAUUUGAAAUACCCACUGCUUCCAAAUAUUGUCUGAUUGGACCGUUUUAUUAACAUGUGUCAUUUAGCCGCCUUCUUAAAGAUGGAUGGGCUUUCCUGCUGUCCAGUUCUACCCGCCAGGUAAAAUUUCUGCGGGUUUACGCAUUUGCUGUAACAGCAUGAGAACAAUUUCAGAUACACUGAAAGGAGCCCUUUAGAGGUUAACAAUAGACUCUUAGAUGACCGUGAAGCCUCAUGAUGGAGGAGAAAGUGACCGCAAGGGUGUGUCCCUCGAACCCCUCUCUGUGGCGGGGAAAGGGAAGCGGUUCCUGCAGUGACACGUGUGCUCUCCUGUCCCCGUGUCCCUCCAGAUGAACACCUCCCUGUUGGGGAGCAUCGGCAUGCUGAACUCGGCGCCCCAGCUGCGCUGUAUUAAGACCUACCAGGUGCCCCCCGUGCAGCCGGCGUCCCCCGGCUCCCACAAUGCC